Molecule: messenger RNA, 6319 nt
Organism: Cydia pomonella (codling moth)
Lineage: Eukaryota; Metazoa; Arthropoda; Insecta; Lepidoptera; Tortricidae
Gene: polo
Product: serine/threonine-protein kinase polo
Exons: 10
Coding region: 223-1905 (560 amino acids)
Biological process (GO): protein phosphorylation; mitotic cell cycle; regulation of cytokinesis
Cellular component (GO): cytoplasm; centrosome; nucleus
Molecular function (GO): protein binding; ATP binding; protein serine/threonine kinase activity
Source: RefSeq, a predicted model, not a curated record
UAUUAACAAAUCUUUAUUUAAAAGUUUAUAUACCCUGGUAUCAUUUGGUAGAAAAUGUGUGUCUAUGAUUAGAGCAACCACAAAGCCGUUCCAAUUUAAAUUUUUAUUGCAACAGUCAUUAUCUGCUCAACAGUCGGUCACUUUUAAACGGAUUCUUUGUGUGUAAUUUAGAGUAUUUCUUUCUUUAUUCGUUAUUAGUGUAUAAUUUUUACACAAUUUAAAAUGUCGUCUAAUGCAGCAGAUGAUAAGAAAACCAUUCCCGAUAUUAUUAUCGACAAAACCAGAAACUGCAGCUAUCAAAGAUUACGGUUCUUUGGAAAAGGAGGUUUUGCAAAAUGUUACGAGAUCCAGCAUACUGGUACAAAAGAAGUGUUUGCAGGCAAGAUAGUGCCCAAGUCAAUGAUGACAAAAUCGAGCCACAAAGAAAAGAUGGCUCAGGAGAUAUCUAUCCACCGCUCGCUGACGCACAAGCAUAUUGUAGGCUUCCACAGCUUCUUUGAAGAUAUUUCUAAUAUUUACAUAGUGCUAGAGCUGUGUAAACGGCGGUCCAUGAUGGAGCUCCACAAGCGCCGAAAAGCGAUCACGGAACCAGAGACUCGGUUCUUCAUGCACCAGAUACUUGAGGGUGUACGAUACCUGCACAGCCACCGCAUCAUCCACCGCGACCUCAAGCUGGGGAACCUGUUCCUCGAUGACGACUUACACGUCAAGAUCGGCGACUUUGGACUCGCCGCUAGAAUUGAAUUUGAUGGAGAGAGAAAGCAGACUGUUUGUGGAACGCCUAACUACAUUGCACCAGAGAUACUGACUAGGAAAGGUCACUCUCUGGAAGUGGACAUUUGGAGCUUGGGUUGUAUCAUGUACACAUUGCUCGUCGGGAAACCCCCCUUCGAGACCUCCUCUUUGAAGGAUACCUACAAGAGAAUAAAAGAAUGUGAAUACAGAAUCCCGUCGUCGUUGCGCAAGCCUGCCGUGGAGAUGAUCGUGAUGCAGCUGCAGGAGGACCCGCUGAAGCGCCCGUCUGUGGACAAGCUGCUGCAGCACCAGUUCUUCACGUCGGGCAUCAUGCCCGCCGCGCUGCCGCUCUCCUGCCUCACCACCGCGCCGCGCACAGACCAGCUCGAGAAACUCGCGCUUCAGCGCCGUCCGCUACAUGAAAUCAAUUAUAUUGACGAUGGACACUGCGGUGAAAAGAUCUCGGUGCCUCAGUCAAACCGAAAGCACCUGUUUGCUCUACGAGAUCAGCUCGACAAAUUGAUGUCUACUGCGCCUAGUGACCGGUGGCCAGUGCUGACGGACGAGCUGAGCGACCCGGCCGCGCAGCCGCUCGUGUGGAUCAGCAAGUGGGUGGACUACAGCGACAAGUACGGCUUCGGCUACCAGCUGUGCGACGAGUCCGUCGGCGUCAUGUUCAACGACACCAGCAAGAUCGUCAUGCUCGCCAACGGAGUGAAUGUACACUUCAUCACUCGCGAAGGCCAAGAAAUUUAUGUAACAAUGGAUGAUUACCCGCCUGAACUCUCUAAGAAAAUGAAGCUUCUGAGCUACUUCAGGAGAUACAUGAGUGAUUACCUCAUGAAAGCAGGCGCGUCGGCGGUGGUGCGCGAGAGCGACGGGCUGUCGCGACUGCCGCAUCUGCACCAGUGGUUCCGCUCCACGCUGGCCGUCAUCAUGUACCUCACUAAUGGCACUCUGCAGAUAAACUUCCAAGACCACUCAAAGAUAAUACUGUGCCCGCUGAUGCAAGCCGUGACGUACAUAGACGUAGAGAAGAACUUCCGGACAUUCCGCUUCAGCACCAUCGAGAAAUACGGGUGCGACCAGAAGCUGUACAACAACCUCUCGUAUGCUCUAGACAAGUUAAACGCGGUGCUCGGCAUAGGCCCGAUGAUAACGUUCAGUUAGAUGACUUCGCCGCCGCCCACCGCGCCGUGGGGAGUUAGCGCUAGACUAUUGACAGUCACUGACAAGUGAGCCUUUAUACUAGGGAACUAUGAGAGCCAUAACCGCAACAUGAUCAUGUUAAUGGCUUUCCAUUUCAAUUUCAAAAAUCAAUUUCACUACCAACAAAUUAUUGUUUUCUUAUGAUUGUUGCAUGGUAUUCUUUUUGUUAGCUAUUUUUGUUAAUUCGCUUUCUAUUUGGCAAGUUCCUUAAAAACAAUUCCUGUUUUGAUUUGUGUCCAGUAUUUAUGUUAUAUUUAGGUGAUUUUGAUGUAAGUAGUGAUCGAAAGAAAAGGGUUAUUCCGACUAGUUACCAUCAAGUUGUUACCAGUGACAACUCUGAAUUUUUUACCACUUUUUACCAGUGAUUUUACUUUACUUUUACUGGAAAAAAUCCCAAGUUACCACCAAAAUUUUGUUAAGUUCAAAACGAAUAAAAACAGUAUAAAUAGUAUUAUAAAAAUAUAGAGUACUUUAAUAAAUAAUUAUAAUUCGAUUAGGUUUCAAUACACUGCCUUUAAAGUUAUUAAAAAUAAAAAACAGUUUUACCGGUUUAUUAAAGUACUCUAUAUUUUUGUAAUACUAUUUAUACUGUUUUUAUUGGUAUUGAACUUCACAACAUUUUAGUGGUAACUGCUGGGGGAAAAAAUCCCACCUUUUCGCAGUAGUUACCACUGGUUGUGGUUACUAGUUGGAAUAAACCAAAUGAAAUAGGUUUGUAGCUGUUAAAAAGUACUGUCUUGAAAGUUUUGGUGUUUGUUUAUUGGCUUGCCAAGAAUAGACGCUAAAAUUACAUGAGGUAUUUAGGAAUUCCUCCUUAAGACAGUACCUUUACCAGUCAUACACGUGCACAAUUCCAAAAUGGCGUGCAGUGCGAGCGCCCGCAUUCGUCUGCUUUGCAAAUUUACCCUUUUCUCAAUAUCCUUUUUGACUUCGAUUCUGCAUUUAAUUGUUAAAUUCAGAUAGUCGGUUUGUUUAAGUAGUAUGUAGCUUACGUUGGGGGUCUAAUCCAGAUUAGAUUUAAAACUUUACACACAAAGAAAAGGAAUCAAUUCACGCGUUUAAAAAAACAACAGUUUAAUUCGUUUCAGGUUUGACCACUGAAAAAAAACCGUUUUCUAGGGAUAGACAAAAACGCUUGGAAAAAUAACAGCUAUUUUUAUUUUAAGUAAUAAGUUUUUGCCAAAAAUAUAAUUUUUGGUACAAGCUUUUAUCGGUGACUGUACUUUUUCACCACAAGCAGCUAAUUAAUAGUAAUGUACUAUUUCUUUGACAAUAGAUUUUUUUUCAUGAACACCAGUAAUUUGAGUUACCUCCCCCAGGCUAGUCUUUCGUCGAUUAUAUUGUCAUUUCCUAAAAUAAUUCUGUGGUGUUCCUAAAGUAAAUCUGUUUUCAGGAUUAGCAUUUUACGAAGUGUAUGGAAGUUGUUAAUAAACUGGGAGCUUUACCCAAAAGCCACGAACUGAUCACCAGUGGUGCAUAUAAGAGCGGGACGACCGCUCCGUGACAGUUGCAGUCCAGCUACAGCUUCGGCAUAUGCAAGAAGUGAAUAGCAAUGAGUGGACAGUUAGGAGAAGUCCUUGGAAAGUAAGAGUCAGAACGGCGGGUGUACCUAAAUAAAAUUAAAUGAAAACUUAUGCUUUCCAAUUAUGUUUAUUUAGGUACACCCGCCAUUCUGACUUUCACCUUGGAAAGGCUACCUGACUCCAAAAAGACCUGUCACCAGGCCUAAAUUGCUACCAAGCUUUCAUACAAUAAGGUUGCCAUUUUCUAAAAAACACGUGAAUUUAAUUAUUUGACGAGUAGUGUGCGUUUAAGUAAAUGUGACGGAAGAGGAGGAGAGGUAGUGCUGCAUCAGAGAAACAAAUGACUAUGGACCUUAUGAUAGAGGUUCUUUAAUGAUGUAGGCAAGCAUUACCUACAACGGCGGGAACCAGAUUUCUUUGUACCUGGCAUAGGUCAUGACUACAGGUAGAUAGCGACAAAAUGAGUCAUUGAUUUCCUCCUUCCAUUACGCUUGUUAUGAUGAGGGCAGACGCAGAGCAAUGGCCCUUGUCAUUACCACAAGGAUAAGGUAAUGGACUGACCAACCCUGGAUCUCUAUCCCAUCAAACAGGUGUGGAACUGUCAAAAAGGACGGUUCGGAAGCAGCAUCCUGCACCAUCCAAAGUCGAGGACGUGAGAGCAGCUUUGCUGAAAGAAUCUGAAGUCAUACCACAGAAUUAUAUUAGGAAACUAAUGUUACCGAUAAAAAACCAAUUAACAUGUGUAAUGUCUGGGGUUUGGCAACAACAAUUACCUACUAAUUAAAAAAAAAAAAAAUUUUAAGAUAAUGUUUUUAUUUAUAAAAAAAAAUACUGCAAUGUAUCCAAGCGUUUUUUGUGUAUUCUUAGAUUACGGGGAUUUUAUCAGUCGUUAAACCUGAAAUAAUAAAUAUUACUCUAAGAUUGAUUGAUUGAAUAAGUGAUGCUAGCGUUCGUUUGGUUUUAUUUGAAAUCAAAUGUCCCAUAGGGUUCGACCCCUCCCAGUUCUCUUACAUACCAUACAAUAUGCAAUCGAGUUGUUAGAGAACAUUUAGCAGAAGCUACGCUCGUUUUUGACUGGAUAUGACCCUGACCCCUGAUAUCGUAUCGAUUAUGAAGAUAUACAUUAUGACAUGGGAUGGCAGGACACUUACGUUGGGGUUUGGGAUAUCUUCGUGAUAACUGAUUUUUUUUAGACUUCAAUGACCGAAUGAAUUCGUGACAUAAUUCUAUAUUAUUAAAAAAAAAUCCCUUUAACGUUGCUCUCGGAACAAACUAAAAUUAUUGUCAUUUAUCUAUAUAGUUUUUUUUUUACCCAUUGCUAUCUUAUAAAAAUGUUUUACUUCCCAUUUUCCAUAUAUUCGGUUACAAUCACUAACUGUUUUGUAAGCUCUUGCCUACUAAUUAUUGUAGCAAAAUAAAUUAACUGGAAUAUUGUGUCGGCGAACUGCGGCUCACGAACAGUUUGCGGAUUUUCGAAGUUCGUUUCAAAUAAUAAUAAUUUAAAUCGGUCCUGAAGGAACAUACAAAAUAUGAGAACCUCCUUUUCUAUUGUUGGUAAAAAUCAAUAUUGAGCACAGUUUUAUAUCAAAACUAGUAAUGACAUCAAAUUGACUGAAAUCUAGAGAAGGAAAGGAAGCAAUUUAUACUAGGGUUAGUAAAAAAAAAAACACUAUUUUCGUUUAAUUUCGAUGAAAUUUUCAUUUUAUUGAGAAACUUACGAAGGCGCGGAAUCGAUCUAGAUGUGUUUCACUUUUGAGACAGUUGUUUCCCUGAGUCUUUUUUGCUGCUUAGAUUAUUUGUAUAUGACUUAUUUUUAUAUGUGUUACCGACAUUAUUUUUAAGAUACCUCAUUGUCACACUAGAUCAACCAAAAUUACUGAAAAUUGCAGGAAUGAUGCCAUGACAAAUGCCGAAUGAAGUAAAAUGUUAAAAAAUUCACAAUAAUUGAAAAUGUUAAUAAGUACCUAUUAAGGGUAUGGUGUAGUAAAAUGAUUUGGUAACAAAAAAAAACAAAUGAUUCAACUAAGCAUAUCGAAAAUAUGCUGAACCUAAAUGGUUUUUUAUUUUUAUUUUAUCUAAUGCUGUAUCGCAGCAGCAGUGAGUGGCAGCAUGGUUCCAUUUUUAUCGCUUGCCACUAUGCCCGUCACUUUGGCGCUUACAUACUUGUUAAAACGUGACAGGCAUGGUGACAAAUGAUAAAGAGCCGACCAUCUUAUCCCUUACAGUCUUCAUUUUGCUUCAUGCUGACACCGCAGGUUACAUUUCCUAUCCAUUUGUAACUUAGCAUCUAUAUCUUAACGGCACCAAUUAUGGGACAUUUAAGAGAAUUUAAUUUUGAGUAUUUUUGAUAUUUAUGCGUUAAAAGUUGAAUGUCUUUUGUCUUCAUUGUAUUUAAGGAAAGAUACUUAAAUUGGUUCCAAUAUUGUUAACAAAUUCAAACUAUGUUUUUUAUUCUUCAGUCAUGGGCUGUAUGACGCCAUUAGUUUUUAAACUAACAAAAAUCAAACUUAAACAGCUCUAUGGCUCCUGUUUAUGGUAAAAUGUUGCCUGCAGUGUUUAAAAACUAGUGAUAUACUUAUUUUGCAGCAUUUAUCUAUACCACCCCUAUGAUGGGCUUAGCACCAGUCAUUACUGGUGCCAAUAUAUAUAAUAGGGGCAUACUAUAGUAAGCAAGCUCCCAGUGGACUAUUAAUAGUAAUAUUAUAAGUAUUCGUGCUUAUCUGUCACUGGGCUGACUAUGACGAUGCGUUUACUUUUCGCAGUUUAUUUAUUUUUGUAUUUUGUUGUACCUUACCCAGGAAAGUACCUAAUAUAAACUAACAUUUUCUAUACAUUAUACGAUAAUAUAAAAA